Molecule: messenger RNA, 2301 nt
Organism: Thamnophis sirtalis
Lineage: Eukaryota; Metazoa; Chordata; Lepidosauria; Squamata; Natricidae
Source: RefSeq, a predicted model, not a curated record
GUCUCAGAAAGUUUGACUCCACUAAUACCUCUUCAGUAUGUUUGUGCUCCAGACAGCGAGCAUACCCUCUUGGCAGCUCCAGCUCAAUUCCUUUUAGAGAAGUUCCUUCAAUAUGCCACUUACAAGCUUUUCCCAAAGGCCAUCUACAAUUUUAAAAACCCAGUCUUAGCUGUUGAUUGCUAUUUAAAUAUUGGGCCGCAGGUAGCUCUUUGCUAUGUAAGUUCACGUCCACAUUCGGUUAAUGUCAACUGUGAAGGGGUGUUUUUCAGUGGUCUUCUUCUCUACCUUUGUGACUCCUUUGUUGGACCAGACUUUCUUAAAAGGUUCAAAUUCCUGAAAGGUGCAACACUGUGUGUGAUAUGCCAAGACAGGAGCUCCUUGCGUCAAACCAUUGUGCGAUUAGAGCUGGAAGAUGAGUGGCAGUUCCGUCUGAGAGAUGAAUUCCAAACGGCUAACAGCUCUGAUGACAAGCCGCUCUAUUUUCUGACUGGGCGCCAUGUGUAAAAGCUUGAGUCAAAGGCACAGGAUGCAAGACAACCCGAUGAGCUGAAUUAUCUCUUUUUCCUUAUUUCGGUUAAUGUACAAUCAUUGUGGAGCAAAGUGCAACCCAAGACUUGUGUCCAGUCACUAUUUUAAGGAUUUCCCCGAAUUGAGGCCCAGUUUUAGAAGUUUUCUCUCUUAUUUUAUGAUUGAAAGAGCAUUGAUCUCAAGUUGAUUCCUCCUGGGCCACUGAUUUUGAAGACGAUAUAUCCACUGUGACUAAGAUAUGGAGAAAUCUUUUAAAGGGGAGGGGGGAUGAAAUUACUUUUGGCCUCUGCCAGCUGGAAUUACAGGAGACACAUACAAGGCAAGUGGGCUUGUCUGAAGAUGAUGUACUGAGGAAUGCUGUCCAUUUCUCUUCAUAUCUGUACUUUUUGUACGGUCUAAACUCAGGGGUUUAAAACUACAAAACACAGAUAUUUGUGUUUGAAAGAAUAAACUUUAUUCACUUUCUGUGCAGUGUUAGGUGAUGGUUUGUAAAAAUUUUUUAAUGUAUUAAAACUGUUUUGGCAAAGUUUCCACAAGUUAAAACGUUUACUUCAAAAGCCUGAACAAAUCAGUGAAUGUAUGGCAGGCAUUUAUAUAAAGAUGCAGCUUGGGGGUAUCGUUAUUGAUUUAAAUCCAGAGCUCCUUUGUGAAGAGAGAAUCUGUGUAGGUGACAUGAUUUUUCUUUUCCCUUCAACAAUAUAUAUGAAACUGGAUCCCAAAGGAGAGGCUGCGUACAAACCUGCUUUUGCAUUCAGAUCAUCACUGACCAUGGUUUGGAAAGUAUCUGUUCAGCCAGCCUAAAUAGAUAGCUUUUGCAUAUUGUUUCCUCAGUGUAUUUAAGCUCCACCAAUGAUUUCUGUCCUCAGUGUUAUGGUAUGUUGUUUUGAAAUGGCUAAAUAACCUUCUUGUUUCUUGCAUAGCUGAAAUUCCAGGAAUUGUUUCUGCAGUGGAUGCCUCACAUGCUUUGGCUUUUUCGAGUGAUGGGGUUAGAAAAUGUUUUGUGCUUUAUGAAGAGCAUUUUACUAUUCUGUGAUGAAGAUAUUCAGCAUAGAAUAGGAAAAAAUGGCUUAGUACUUCGUAAUUAAAUUAUAGACGUCCUUUAGGAAUCACUUUCCACUGAAUUGGGACCAACAACAGCAUGCUUUCCAACAAUCUAAAACACACCUGGAAAAGUGGGCCAGUUUAUAUGGUUUGAAGCAGUUGAAUACUGGCUCCAUGGGGCUCAUACAGCUCUGUUCCCCCUAUUUGCCAGUGUGAGCAAAUGGCCAAAUGGAGGCACCAUAACAGGGCAGUAGUCCUGUCUCGAUCUGGCAUCUUGGCACCAUGCUUCUGCUCCAAAGCUCAAGAGAUUUUAGAUGGCACAGAAUUAGGGAAAUGGGUGGUAGGUCCGGAGCAUCUCUUGCUGCAAUGCCUCUUGCACUGCUUGCACAUGUCUGUACUUUGGUGGGGAAUGGGAGAACUGGAGCUUUCCUGAGCUUAGCACAAGUCCUUCAUAUGCAAAUAUCAUGCAUAUGCUUGACUGGAUCAAGCCCUGGACUUUUUAUUUGUCUGAAUUAGGGAGAAAGAGAUGUAUUAAAUUUUAAAUAGGCAUUAAGUUGUGUAAAAGUGAGGUUCUUUGCACCAGCACUUUGUGCUGUGAAAUAUGCUGAGUGUUUAAAUGAGUCUAGUACAAUCAGGUCUUCACACUGCAGUUAACAAAACAGGUAGUCCUUGACUUACGACCACAAUUGAGCCCAACAUUUCUGUUGUUAAAUGAGUUUUGCCCCAUUUUAU